This is a messenger RNA of Didymodactylos carnosus, 818 nucleotides long. The record is from the annotation of a GenBank genome assembly. Lineage: Eukaryota; Metazoa; Rotifera; Eurotatoria; Philodinida; Philodinidae.
CACUUGCGAGGAUAUUUGUUAGCAUUUUUCGCCUGAAAAAAACCGAACUCCUCUUUUCCUCUUUUUUUUUCAAAAUCCUCUUUUCUUUCAAACUAUAGAUCCUCUUUUUUCCUCUUUUUUUCCAAACUGUCGGUGGGAUACCAGCAAAACAUGAAAAUAAGUUAUCAGGAACAAAGGCAAACUGAAUAACUGGAGAAUAAAAGUAGAGAAUGUUCUAGUCAUAGCUGGCUAUGUCAACUAAGAGUAUAUAUACAGAUGUAUCAUCCUUACACUAUCAUGUUACUUGUUCCAUAUUGAAAAAAAUGACAGCAUCGAGUGCAACAACAAUUCAAGUAAAUAACGGUGAGACGCUUUUUUAUGAAGAAGUAGAGAAGUAUAUUAAUUCGUUGAGUGAAAAUUUUUAGAAAAAAAGUGUAAUUAAAGAAAAAGUAUAUGACGAUAUUGUUAAAUGUUUAUUAUUACCGAAAGGUAAGCCAUCAGACUCGUAUUCUUCAACAUUUAUUUAUUGGAUAAAACAUAAUUUCGUUUUGAUGAAAAUUGUCGGUAUUGAUAUUGCUUGUUGCGUUAAAUCUAAAAAGCCAAUUUGUAUUUAUGACGCAUUUUAUAAUGUAAUAAGUGAAGGACAUGUUGCUGUUUCACAUGGAGGUCGUCAUAAAACAGUUUCUGAACUUAAUUCUCAUUAUUCAUGGACACCACGAUUUUGUGUUGAAAUAUUUUUAAAACAAUGUAUACCGUGUCAAACAAGAAAGCCGAUUAAACAACGUAUCAUCAGACAAUUUUUCAAUAAUUUAGGUGAAGAAGAUCAUUAUUGUCAUUAA